AUGCUGGAAACAUGUGAUAUGGUGGAACUCGCUAGCAAAGGAAACCAGUUUACAUGGGCAGGGAAGCGGUAUGACUUAUGGAUCCAAAGUAGACUAGACAGAGUUUUUGGAAACAAAGAAUGGUUCUCUCAUUUUCCUGCCUCGAACCAGCGUUUUCUGGACAUGAGGGGCUCAGAUCACAAACCUGUUCUUUUAAAGCUGAUGGAUUUGCAAGAGGAGUAUAGGGGCCACUUCAGGUUCGACAGGCGUUUGCUUUACAAGCCAAAUGUUGAGGAAGCAAUCGCUCAUGCGUGGGGAUCUUCUUCUGUAGGAGUAACAAGCAGUGUCUCUCAAAGAUUAAGGUUGUGCAGAAAAGCUCUCAGUGCAUGGAAAAGAACCAAUACCCUGAAUGCAAAAGAGACCAUCACGCGUCUGGAAACUGAUCUCGAAUUUGAAGUAUCUUCCUCUUUCCCAAGAGCGACUGUGGUCAGUAAUAUCAAAAGAGAAUUGGCAGCGGCCUAA
This is a messenger RNA of Camelina sativa (false flax), 501 nucleotides long. RefSeq lists its product as uncharacterized. The record is from RefSeq and is a predicted model, not a curated record. Gene Ontology annotation, molecular function: catalytic activity. Lineage: Eukaryota; Viridiplantae; Streptophyta; Magnoliopsida; Brassicales; Brassicaceae.